Staurois parvus is the source of this 1346-nucleotide messenger RNA. The record is from the annotation of a GenBank genome assembly. NCBI's taxonomy places the organism in Eukaryota, Metazoa, Chordata, Amphibia, Anura, Ranidae.
AUUGUGAAAGUAAGGGGUCCAGCAUCCUGGAAAUUUCCGAUCGGAUGAGCUGCACUACUUGUCAAUGCACGUUUGACAGCAGAGAGGAACAGAAAGAACAUUACACAUUGGACUGGCACCGCUUUAACCUGAAACGUAGAAUCAAGGGGGCAGGUUCUCUGAGCGAGGAAGACUUCCAGAACAAGACGCAGGCAGGGGACGUGUCCAGUAUUUCUGGCUCCGAUUUGGACAGCUCAGAUGAAGAUGAUUCAAGAGCCUCCCUUGAGUCCAGUGUAGAGUCCUCUAUGUAUUCAGGUCAUCCGAAUCGCUCCCAAAGGGUACUAUUCAGGAAUGGACAGGGGAAACUGCUAUCUAUGUACCGUUGUGUGCUGGGGGUAGAAAAGGACAUGGAAGUGAUCCCAGAACAGCUACUGGGCUGCAUAAAGAGUCUGCAGGACCGACCAACAGUGGUGAUUCUUAUGGCUGGAGGAGGACAUUUUGCCGGCGCAGUGUUCAAAGGGAAGGAGGUGCUCAAACACAAGACCUUCCACCGGUACACAGUACGAGCAAAAAGGGGAACUUCUCAAGCCCUUCAUGAUGCCCAGAACCGCAGUCACAUGGCCAAGUCUGCUGGGGCAGCUCUGAGACGAUACAACCAGGCUGCACUAAUGACGGACAUAAACCAGUUGUUGCAAAGUUGGACAGAACACAUCGCUGAGGCUCGUGGAAUUUUCCUGCGUGCUCCUCGCUCUGAUAAGACCCUUUUCUUGGGGCGGAACUCCCCCAUCCCAAAGAAGGACCCACGCGUUCAUGGCAUUCCCUUCAUCACUAGGAGAGCCACCUUCCGAGAGGUUCAGCAUGUACACACACAGCUCUUUACACUGCAGGUACACGACAGGGAAGUACCAGUCACUGGAAUACGGGAGAGAUCUGUCAGAUCCAGAAGACCCAGACGGACAGAGAUCCAGGAAGAGACCACCGAUGCCCCCGAGCAGUCGGAAGAUGAUGUUCCAGUGCUGGAAGAAUAUAUAGAAGAAGAGCUGACCAUCAGCACGUUGGAUCUCAGGGAACACGAAGUGUAUCCAAAAAGAAAAAGGAAAAAGAAGAAGAAAGAUGUCUCAGAGUCUGUGGCUACCCAGGAUGGUGGCGGAUCAGGCUCUAGAUCUCAGCGGCAGACAGAUAAUUCCACUGAUGAUUAUGUUGGCGAAGAGUUGGCCAGUCUGGAGUCACCAGCAUCGGCAAUCGAAGGUGAUGAGCUGAGCAGGGUGCGGAAUGCCUUGUUCACGUGCUGCAAGACGGGAGAUUCUGAGACCACUAAACAGAUCCUGCAGGAUCAUAUCCCUGACUUUUCCUCUUCCUCACCCCCU